ACAUGGGGAAUCUCUCCAACGGAGACCAUGGGCAAGAUUAUCUUUUACGAGGACAAGAACUUCCAGGGUCGGAGCUAUGAGUGCAGUAAUGACUGCACAGACCUUCAUUUGUACUUCAGCCGCUGCAACUCCAUCAGAGUAGAGAGCGGCUGCUUUAUGAUCUAUGAGCGACCCAACUUCAUGGGCCACCAGUAUUUCAUGAGGAGGGGAGAGUAUCCUGACUACCAGAGGUGGAUGGGCUUCAGUAGCUGUAUCCGCUCCUGCAGGAUGAUUCCAGUGUAUCGAGGUUCUUACAGAUUGCGUAUCUACGAGAAGCCGGACUUCAGUGGUCACAUGAUGGAGUUCAUGGAUGACUGUCCCUGUGUGUCUGACCGUUUCCAUCACCGCCACGUCUACUCCUGUAAUGUUAUGAAUGGCUACUGGAUCUUCUACGAGUACCCCAACUACCGAGGCAGACAGUACUUCUUGAGACCUGGGGAGUACAGGAGAUACCGCGACUGGUGCGCCACCUGCGCCAUUGUUGGCUCCUUCAGGAGAGUCACCGAAUUUUAG
Messenger RNA from Archocentrus centrarchus (flier cichlid), 552 nucleotides. Its product is annotated as gamma-crystallin M2-like. The transcript has 3 exons. Bases 28 to 552 code for a protein of 174 amino acids. Lineage: Eukaryota; Metazoa; Chordata; Actinopteri; Cichliformes; Cichlidae. Gene Ontology annotation, molecular function: structural constituent of eye lens. Gene Ontology annotation, biological process: lens development in camera-type eye; visual perception. The record is from RefSeq and is a predicted model, not a curated record.